Bombina bombina (fire-bellied toad) is the source of this 2110-nucleotide messenger RNA. RefSeq names its product outer dynein arm docking complex subunit 4 (gene ODAD4). The transcript is spliced from 12 exons. Lineage: Eukaryota; Metazoa; Chordata; Amphibia; Anura; Bombinatoridae. Bases 321 to 1889 code for a protein of 522 amino acids. Gene Ontology annotation, cellular component: cytoplasm. The record is from RefSeq and is a predicted model, not a curated record. Gene Ontology annotation, molecular function: protein binding.
GGUGCUAACAAACCUGCUUGUACAUAUAUUCCGAUUCCCAAAUAGCAAGCACCUACUGGAUUUACAAAGAUGCCAUAAAACGUAUCUGUUAUGGCCAAUUGUGGAAGCAUUGGAAGCUGCUUGAGUGGCACCGAAUCGCCAUGCUAUGAUACUGCUAUAAUUAUGCAAAACGCGAAUGACCAGAACAUACUUCUUUUUAUCCUCAACUUCCGAAAUACUUGCCGGAUGUGAGGUUUGUUGUACGGUUGCUAGGAUACGAUGCAAGCUUGGUAGCUAUAGCCAGGGAGAAUUUGUUCUGUUGCGAACUGGCAGACCGUACCAUGGCGGAAGAGGCAGAGGGGGAGCAGGGGCCCCGUACCACCUUCACCAACUACAUGGCAGAGGGGGAGCUGCUGUAUCAAAAAGGAGAAUUCAACAAGGCCCUGGAGUGUUUUACCAAUGCCUUGCUACUACAGCCCACAGAGAAAAACUGCCUGGUCUCUCGCUCUAAGUGCUACUUGAAACUUGGAAACUCAGAAAAUGCCCUGAGAGAUGCAGAGGCCUCUCUUCAGGAUGAAAAAGAUUUCUUCAAGGGUCUGUACCAGAAGGCAGAAGCCCUCUAUGCUAUGGGAGACUUUGAGUUUGCCCUAGUGUUUUACCACAGGGGCUACAAGCUGCGUCCAGAGCAACAGGAAUUUCGUCUCGGGAUUCAGAAGGCACAAGAAGCUAUUGAGAAUUCUGUGGGAACUCCUUCAUCUGUGAAACUGGAAAAUAAAGGGGAAGCACUGUUUCUAAGCAGACAAGCAGAGAUUAAGAGAACCAAGCAGAAGGUUCAGGUGAAGGUUGCCAAGAAGGACUCAAAGAAGCAGAAGGAUGAUCCCGUCAGGAGUCAGAAGACUGUGCGCCAGCUGCUGGGAGAGCUGUACAAUGAUAAGGAGUAUUUGGAGGCUCUGCUAAAGGAUGAAGCUCUGGUAAAAGAAAACACCCGCAGUGGCAUCAAACUGCAGGACUUAAUCAUGAAUGGCAUAACCUAUCUGGACACCCGCACAGAGUUCUGGCGGCAACAGAAGCCCAUCUAUGCCCGGGAGAGGGAUCGCAAGCUAAUGCAGCAGAAGUGGAACCGGGAAAAGUUCAGGCCUUCUGAUCCCAGCCAGUACAUAUUGAAAAACCUGGAGGAGAUUGAUCGGUUGCUGUCCAGAGGGAAUUCAGAUGCAAGCUGUAAGAAAGCUCAGCAGGUGCUCAAGAAUGUGCAAAACUGGUCAGAAGAUGAAGUCCCCAACAAGCAGGAGCUGAUUGGAAACCUGCACAGCUGCAUAGGGAAUGCUCAAAUGGAUAUGGGACAGAUGGAGGCAGCAUUGCAGAGCCACAAGAAAGACCUGGAGAUAGCUAAUGAAUUCGACUUACUUGAAGCAAAAUCCAGAGCAUUGGAUAACAUUGGAAGAGUUUAUGCAAGGAUUGGAAAAUUCAAGGAAGCUAUCAAAGUGUGGGAAGAUAAAAUACCAUUGGUUACAUCAAGCCUGGAGAAGACCUGGCUGUUUCAUGAAAUUGGGAGAUGCUACUUAGAACUGGACAUGACAGAUGAGGCUAAGGAUUAUGGGGAGAAGUCUCAGCAAGCGGCUGAGGACUCAGAGGACACUGAGUGGCAGCUCAAUGCCAGCGUCUUAGUGGCACAGGCAGAAGUAAGACUGAAAGACUACAGGUCAGCUGUUACCAACUUUGAGAAGGCUCUAGAGAAAGCGAAGAUGCUUCAUAAUGAGGACGCAGAGCAAGCCAUCAUAAAUGCAUUAAAAGACGCUAACAGAGGAAUUGUACAACAGGCAACAUCACAUCAAAAUGGAGAGAUGAAGGAAGUUCCCACAUCAGGAGAGGGAACUGAUGCUGGAGACAAAGAGAAUGAAGAUCCAAAUUAGACAGAUGCAACCAUUUGCUAAUUUGUUCAGCAGAAAAAUCAUGAUUUAUAGAUCUAGUUACAUUAAAACACAAUUUUAUAUAAUGGUAAAAGAUUAUACAUUUCAUAUAACAUGUAAAUAAAAUUUCUACCUAUAAAAUCUUUCCUCAUAAACCUACUUUUGAAGAUUUUUGUUCAUAGGUGUCUUCACAAAAAAAUGAAAAUAAAUAUGAAUAUAUUUAA